Amyelois transitella is the source of this 2734-nucleotide messenger RNA. RefSeq names its product glutamate receptor 1. Gene Ontology annotation, biological process: synaptic transmission, glutamatergic; monoatomic ion transport; modulation of chemical synaptic transmission. The coding region runs from base 22 to 2676 and encodes 884 amino acids. NCBI's taxonomy places the organism in Eukaryota, Metazoa, Arthropoda, Insecta, Lepidoptera, Pyralidae. The transcript is spliced from 18 exons. Gene Ontology annotation, cellular component: plasma membrane; postsynaptic membrane. Gene Ontology annotation, molecular function: transmitter-gated monoatomic ion channel activity involved in regulation of postsynaptic membrane potential; glutamate-gated receptor activity. The record is from RefSeq and is a predicted model, not a curated record.
UUGUUGUCAAGAGUUUCUUUGAUGUCGGCGCAGAGUUUUCCAGUUGAAAAAAUUGCCGUUGGAGCGAUCUUCGAUCAAAACACCGAGGAAAUCCAGAGUGUAUUCAAGUAUGCACUCUCAAUGCACAACCAGAAUAUCAGCAGUCGCCGCCUGGAACUGCAAGCCUACGUCGACGUUAUCAACACAGCAGAUGCUUUCAAACUGUCCCGACUCAUAUGCAACCAAUUUGCUCGUGGGGUGUUCGCCAUGUUGGGCGCGGUGACUCCGGAGUCAUUCGAUACAUUGCAUUCUUACACCAACACUUUCCAAAUGCCUUUCGUCACGCCAUGGUUCCCAGAGAAGGUAAUUCCACCUUCCUCGGGCCUUAUCGACCACGCUGUGAGCAUGAGACCGGACUACCACCGGGCCAUCGUAGACACAAUAGUCUAUUACGGAUGGAAAGAAAUCAUUUACAUGUAUGACUCCCACGAUGGUCUACUCCGUCUCCAGCAGCUGUACCAGUCAAUGCAGCCAGGUCGCACAGCCUUCCGAAUCAUCAUGGUGAAGAGGAUCAACAAUGCCUCAGACGCUAUAGAAUUCUUACUGGCCUUAGAACAGCACGAUCGCUGGGGAAACAAGCGUAUUGUCUUGGAUUGUAAUACGAAGAACGCGAAGAAUAUCCUACUGAGCCACGUGAGGAAGGUGCAGUUGGGGAGACGAACUUAUCAUUACAUGCUUAGUGGACUGGUUAUGGACGAUCAUUGGGAGAACGAAGUCACAGAGUAUGGCGCAGUCAACAUAACAGGGUUCCGUAUCGUCGACCACUCGCGCAAGAUCGUGCGCGAUUUCACGGACGGUUUGCGUCGAAUAGACGGCCGCUUCAAGGGGACUAUAUCGGCUCAAACUGCAUUGAUGUACGAUGGAGUGCAAGUUCUGAUGGAUGCCCUGGGAAGGUUAUGGCGAAAGAAACCAGACGCAUUCAGGAAUGCUCUAAGACGAGCAGCAGGUCAAGCUAACUCCACCAAAGUGAUAGACUGCAACCCAGGGAAGAGUUGGGUGGUGCCCUUUGAACAUGGAGACAAGAUUUCUAGGUUGAUCAAAAAGACUGACAUCGAAGGACUCACUGGAAACAUAUCGUUUAAUGACGAGGGCCACCGUUAUAAUUUCACAUUGCAGGUUGUAGAGAUGACUGUUCAGAGCGCCAUGUUAAAGGUGGCAACAUGGUCAGACAUGCACGGUUUGAUCCCAGUACAGCCUAAAUAUGUACAAUUACGAUCUCCGGCUUCAUAUGAAACCAACAAAACAUACAUAGUGACCACAAUGCUACAAGAGCCAUAUAUGAUGCAAAAGCCCGGUGAAUAUGGACAGAAAGACGAACUCAUCGGCUUUUGUAAGGACCUUAUGGAUCUGACAGCAAAAAAGAUGGGUAUUAAAUAUGAAUUACGCGUUGUAAAAGAUAUCAAGUAUGGAACAGAAAAGCGGUUGGAAAGUUUGUCUGAAUUGAUAAGUGAAAUCGUCAGAAAGGACGCGGACAUAGCCCUGGGGCCACUAGCCGUAACCCCGGAGAGAGAAAAAUUAGUCGACUUCAGUGAACCAUUCCUAUCGAUCGACACUCCAAUCACAAACACAAAGACUCCUAAACAACUUUCUGACACUUUUAGCUUCCUAAGACCUCUUUCUAAGGAAAUUUGGCUGUGCGUUCUAUUCAGCUUUUUUGCAGUCAGUAUCGUACUGUUUCUGGUUUCGAGAUUUUCUCCCCAUGAAUGGAGGUCGAUAUCCAUUUCCGACACUCAUUUGGAUCAUCCAAUCAGUAAUACUAACGAGAUAAUACUUCACAACGAUUUCAGCAUUUGGAACUCAUUUUGGUUCUCUCUUGGAUCAUUUAUGCAACAAGGCAGCGAUGUUGUUCCAAGGUCCCUCUCAGGAAGAAUUGUUGGUACUGUAUGGUGGUUCUUUGCCUUAAUAUUGGUGUGUUCCUACACCGCCAACCUCGCAGCUUACCUGAUCGUGGAGAGAAUCGCUGAACCGACUCAGUCAACUGGUUAUCCUACAGGCCUUAGCCACUCAGAAAGUCCAUACAAUGGAUGGAAUAACAUGAUCAAGGAUCAACCGAUGUAUGGGGGCGAAAUGACUCUGGUUCAAUAUCCCCUAGAAAAGGAUGGUCAGGUUGGAUGCAAUUCGGUAUCUCGAACGUGCCGCUAUAAACACGUUGACCUGGCUAUUGCUACGGCCAAAGGAUCACCAUUAAGAGAAGGAAUAAACUUAGCACUGGUGAGCCUGAAAAAGGAAGGCGUUAUUGCUAAGCUCUGGCGAAAAUGGGUUUUGAACAGCAAAAAACCUGACUGCGAGUUAAGCAAAGAUGAGGAAAUAUCUAUUACCGAGAUGACAUUGGGUCAAGUUGCUGGUAUAUUCUACGUACUCGUCGGUGGUUUAGCUCUAGCUCUUGGCGUGGCUUUGCUGGAGUUCUGCCAGCAUGGAAGAGCUGAAGCAGCUCGAGCUAACGUGCCAUUACGAGCUGCCCUUCGAGCUAAAGCCCGCAUGGCAUCGAGAACUGAUAGGAAGACGCCACCGCAACAUACCCCGCAAAGAGACCAUGACCGGCUGGGUUGGAACGGGGCGGCUUUUGCUGGGUACUUCACAUCGGCCACUCAAAUAUCCCAAGAGGAUGCUGUUCACGCGAGUUACACUCAUGUCUGAUCUUCGGAGAAGGGCGGCGGUGCAAAUGUGCGCCGGUCGUCCAUUUCGAAGCCAAACA